This is a messenger RNA of Sipha flava (yellow sugarcane aphid), 858 nucleotides long. RefSeq lists its product as uncharacterized. The record is from RefSeq and is a predicted model, not a curated record. The transcript is spliced from 2 exons. Bases 59 to 811 code for a protein of 250 amino acids. NCBI's taxonomy places the organism in Eukaryota, Metazoa, Arthropoda, Insecta, Hemiptera, Aphididae.
AAUUGAUAAUCGUUACACGGGGAUGAUAUUAAAUAUUUUCAUAUUCUAACCUGAUCAGAUGACAAAAAUGAUCAAACUGCACGUAGAAAACAUCCAUGACAUAACUCCCGAGGACGGUCACGUCGCCGAGAACUGUCCGGAGAAAAGCGCCGAUGGUUCGUGCGCCUUGGAAACCUGCGAUCCCGGUACCGGAAUCGCGGUGCUGAAUUCCGCGGACGUAGAAGACGAACGGGUGCCCAGUUCAGGUGGAAACGCCGAGGAUGGAAAUUCUUCUGGGAUAACGGUCGACGAGAGCAGCACAGCUCCAGGAAACGACGGGACUAUAAACGAAAAAUGUUUUAUAAAUAUCUUGGACCCCGGAGAAGAUCUCGUCACCGAGAACUGCUCGAAAAGAAGCGCCGAUGGUUCGUGCGCCAUGGAUGCCUACAUUCUCGAUACCGGAAUCACGGUGCAGAGUUCUGCGACCGUAGAUGACGAACUGGUGCCUAGUCCAGGUGGAAACGCUGAGGAUGGGAAUCCUUCUGGAACGACCGUCAACGAGUGUAGAGCAGUGGUAGUAAACAAAACCCGAGCACUAGCCAAUAUGAUGUCAUUGUCGGUUCAAGAACCGGCACGGAACGUUUUGACUGCAGAUGUUUGCCCGUUCUACAUUGAUUUUUCUCGGAGCAGUUGGCCCAUUCGUACACUUCUGAUAUGGAAGCCGAUGGCGGACUGUGGCGAUUCCAAGAUUGCACUGCGCUUGCCACACCGCCGAACCAAAGCGGAUAGAUACAAAAGAUGUGAAAUCACCCAGGAAAUGCCAUUGGAGUAGUUACCGGUAUUCUUGUUAUAUUUUACUCGUUCUUAUUUUGUUCGAAA